AAUUGCUUUUUAUGUAUUCGAACCUUGACUUUUUUCUUAAUGUAGUUCUUUGAUCCUUAAUAGAAGCAGCUGCUCCAUCCAAGCUGCCAGUUACAGGGCCAGACAUUAUAAAAGGGUGGCUGGGUUCUGAUUCCACAGGAUGGGGUGAAUUCCCAGGGACACCAUGGAAAUUCACCCUCGGUUAUACUUAAUGAAGAUAUGCUUUAUCAUUUAACCGAUUGCCAGGGUCAUUUGGGGGGUUAAAUGAAACAGUCUGAACAGCCCUCCAAACUCUGUCAAAGAAGGGUUCGUUGCAUAUAUAAAUAGUAAAUGACCCUUCUUUCUACCAAUUUUAGUAUUUCUUUCAAUAAUAGACAAGGUUUGUCCAGCUCCUCAUCCUGUUAUUCUCCCAUACAAGAACUAACCAGGCCUGACUCUGCUUAGCUUCUGAGAUGAGAUGAGAUCAGGGCACAUUCAGGGUGGUAUGGCUGUAGACCAUGUUGUUGUUCUCAUCCCAAGGAGGUGUUGGUGGGUUUCGGAAGCUGCAUAAUAAGGUGGAUUUGGGGUCAGAACGUAAGUUACUACUAUGGAUUUGCUCCUGCCUUGCUCUAACCAAAGGCAGAUUCCUUCAUGUCUGCAGGCUUCAGUUUCCUCCUUGGUGAAAUCUCUAGUAGUCCCUGCCCAUCUCCAUGGAUUGUUGAAUGAGGUGAUGCGUGUGAAGCUCCCUGUAAAGAAUGGUCCUGAGGUGACUGUGGUCCAGAGGGUCAGGCUUUUUCUUUUCUAUUUUGUCUCUCCAAAUCUGCCAGAGUCUCUUUCUUAAGAAAUUGGUCAUUUGGUACAUGAUCCUCUCUUAUAAUUCUUCGUCAGUGCUGGCAUUGAACACAUUCUGGCCUUUAGAGUAGGCAGGAUUUCCCACCCUUUAUGACUGUUUUUUGUUGUUGGUUUUUUUUUUUUUUUUUUUUUUUGGCAGGCCAGUAGAAGUAGAAGGAGCCCAGAGGCACCCAGGCAGAGCCCUAUCAACUGUGGCAAUUCAAGCUGCUGGAACAAGACCGAGAUAUAAAGGAGCCAGUGCAAUAUUUCAACAGUGUGGAGGAGGUGGCAAAGGCAUUUCCUGAACGCGUGUACGUCAUGGAGGAAAUAACAUUCAAUGUGAAGGUUGCUUCAGGUGAAUGCCAUGAGGACACUGAAGUUUACAACAUUACCCUGUGUACUGGGGAUGAACUCACUCUAAUGGGACAGGCAGAGAUCCUUUAUGCAAAAACUUUCAAGGAAAAGUCACGACUCAACACGAUCUUCAAAAAGAUCGGGAAGCUCAAUUCCAUCAGCAAGCUGGGAAAGGGCAAAAUGCCAUGCCUCAUCUGCAUGAAUCACCGGACCAAUGAAAGCAUCAGCCUUCCAUUCCAGUGCAAGGGCAGAUUUAGCACCCGGAGUCCCCUGGAACUUCAGAUGCAGGAGGGUGAACACACCAUCCGCAACAUAGUGGAGAAAACCAGGCUUCCUGUGAAUGUGACUGUGCCAAGCCCUCCACCCAGAAACCCGUACGACCUCCACUUCAUCCGCGAGGGGCACCGCUACAAGUUCGUCAACAUCCAGACCAAGACGGUGGUGGUUUGCUGUGUGCUGCGGAACAACAAGAUCCUCCCCAUGCACUUCCCUUUGCACUUGACCGUCCCCAAGUUCAGCCUCCCAGAACACCUGGUGAAGGGGGAGGGAUGGCCCGAAACCCUGGUCCAUCACUGGCUGGGGAUCUGCCAAGAACAGUUUGACAUUGACGAGUAUUCACGGGCUGUCCGCGACGUGAAAACCGACUGGACCGAGGACUGCAAGAGCCCCAAGAAGGGCCGGUGCUCCGGCCACAACCACGUGCCCAACUCCCUCAGCUACGCCCGCGAUGAGCUGACCCAGUCCUUCCACCGGCUCUCAGUGUGUGUGUAUGGCAACAAUCUCCAUGGCAACAGCGAGGUGAACCUCCACGGCUGCAGGGACCUGGGGGGAGAGUGGGCCCCCUUUCCUCAUGACAUCCUGCCCUAUCAGGACUCUGGUGACAGUGGGAGCGACUACCUUUUCCCUGAGACCAGCGAAGAAUCGGCAGGCGCCCCGGGGAAGUCAGAACUUCCCUACGAAGAGCUAUGGCUGGAGGAAGGCAAGCCCAGCCAUCAGCCUCUUGCUCGCUCCCUGAGUGAGAAGAGCAGGUGUGAUCAGUUUCUAGGUUCUGCCCGGUCCAAAUGUGCAACUUCUCCUCUUCCUGUCCCCGGGACUCUGGGAGCAGCAAUGAAGUCUUCAGAUACUGCCCUACCUCCACCUCCAGUGCCUCCCAAAUCUGAAGCCGUCAGGGAAGAAUGCCGGCUCCUGAACGCCCCACCUGUUCCGCCCCGAAGCGCAAAGCCGUUGUCCACCAGCCCCUCCGUCCCUCCUCGCACAGCCAAGCCAGCGCGGCAGCAGACUCGCUCUCCCAGCCCCACCUUGUCCUACUAUUCUUCAGGGCUGCACAACAUCAGCGUUACUAAAAGUGACACAAGUCCUUCUGAAAGUGCUCCUGUGUCCUGCUAUCCAUGUAGCCGAGUGAAGACGGAUUCCGUGGACCUGAAGUCCCCGUUUGGAAGUCCCUCUGCUGAAGCUCUGUCCUCCCGGCUCUCAUGGCCGAACCAUUACUCCGGAGCGUCGGAGGGCCAGACCAGGAGUGACUUCCUGCUGGAUCCAAGCAGGAGUUACAGUUACCCUAGACAAAAGACACCAGGCACACCAAAGAGAAACUGCCCAGCACCUUUUGAUUUUGAUGGCUGUGAGCUCUUGGCGAGCGCCCCCAGCUCAACCACUGCGGAAUUCAGUAGCAGCGUCUCUGGUUGUCCCAAGUCAGCCAGCUACUCUCUGGAGAGCACAGAUGUGAAAACUCUUGCGGCUGGCCCCACAAAGCAGAGCGUAUCCUGCCCUGCCUUGCCCCCCAGGGCCCCAAAACCAGUGGAAGAGAAAGCUGCCUCCGAAACAUCUCCUUUGCCUCUGAAAAUCGAUGGUGCUGAGGAAGACCCCAAGUCUGGGUCACCAGAUCUCUCUGAGGACCAGUAUUUUGUUAAAAAGGGCAUGCAGGACAUCUUCUCUGUCUCCUACCCUUUCUCAUCCCCACUCCACCUCCAGCUGGCCCCCAGAUCCUGUGGCGAUGGUUCCCCGUGGCAGCCACCUGCUGACCUGUCCGGACUGUCUAUAGAGGAAGUGUCCAAGUCAUUACGGUUCAUUGGUUUGUCCGAAGAUGUCAUAUCCUUCUUUGUUACCGAAAAGAUUGAUGGGAAUUUGCUUGUUCAACUAACAGAAGAAAUCCUCUCAGAGGAUUUCAAAUUGAGCAAACUGCAGGUGAAGAAAAUAAUGCAAUUCAUUAAUGGCUGGAGGCCCAAAAUAUAGCCAAAUUAACCCCAGCUAGCGUGGAACAAAACUGGCAAAUGCGUGUUCUGGAAGGGGUGGGCUGGGACACAAUUUCAUGUUUUUGCACUAAAAACCUUCUCUGUAAAUAGGGAUAAGAGAAACUCUUACUAUGCAGAUUACGUUUUUGAAUGGUGAACAGGCUAUUUUGUACAUCAAUAAAAAUGCUGUACAGAACACUUGGAGGUGUGCCUUGUACGUCACUCAACACUCAGCAGCUGCUAAAGAAAAAAAAAAAAGGCAUGUGCAGAGAAAUCAUUCUUACCCAAGUAGGUUUAUGCAAGAAGGUAUGAUAUUUAUUGCAAAAUAGCCAAAGCCAAAAGACAUAAGAAUCUUUAAAGAAAAAUACUUCUGAACAGUUCCCUUCUUUCAAGGGGUUGACGUUAGACAAUUAACUAUAUUCUGUACUCUUGUCAUUUGGAUUGCUUAAUGCUAAUUGUUUUUUCUCUUGUGCCUGAAAAUGUUAGUGGUAUGAAAUGACACUUCAAUGUUACAUGCUUGGUGGGGAUCUUUUUAUCAAAAGGCAUUUUCCAAAAGUCAUGUGAUGAUAGAGGCUAUAUGAUGUCCUCAGAAAUCAUGCAAAUCAUGACCACAGUAAUUUUAUCUGUUAACUGCUGCUAAUUUUAUUAAGCAGAGAGAAAACAAAAUAUACAUAUAUGUAUGUGUGUAUAUGUAUACACGAUACACCAAUAUGUUUUAAACAUCAUUUUGAGUCUGAGUAUUUUAGAUAAUAUCUGUUCACUUUCAACUAUCCAUUGAGGUUUGGGGACCUUUAACUAAGUUGAUUCUCUUAGGAAUAGUGGACAGAAUGAUUCCAAAGAUUCUAGCACCCUGUCACUCGAAGCUUAUUCUCAUUUGGCUUCAUCACUGAAAACUUGGAGCAAAUCAGUAAAAAGUCUUAUUGAAGAAUCAUUUUAAACCCACUGUGGGGCUUGUUUUUGUGUAUAAUACUCCCAGGAUGGUGUCUGGGGAAAUGACAGUUUCUGAUGAAUGACAGUUCUCGGGUUUGAGGGUCUUUUUCCCCUGGCAUCUGAUAGAGAGAGGUCUGAAGAGCAUUUCUCAGAGUGUUCCCAACUUGCUUCAUGCUUUAGGAGAGCUCAGAAAUCAGGCAUACCAUCCUUUAUGAUUACGCGUGCUCCAUCUAUUGAGCAAUUUUUAAAAUAUCAAGAAGAGGACUUGUUUAUUUCAUAAACCUCUUCUUCCCCCAUUUCCAAAGAAAAUACAUUAUUACCGUACUUUGAUUCCAAGAAUUCCAGGGCAUUAGUCUGACGAUUUUUGCUAAAAGGGAUUAAAUAUUCCAAAAUAUAAUCAGCAUCGUUCUUGACUUUUUGAAAGAAUGUAAAUCUUAGAGAAGUUUCAGUUCUCUGAGCAGUGCAUCUGGCCUACUAGCCCCUCCACCCCGAGUCUGUCCCGGAUUCCAGAUGUACAGACAGUCUGUGACCGAGGUACACACUGUGGCCUCUUGGGUGGUUUAGCCAACAAGGUGGCAGGAUGACUUGCAGGAUCGGGUUAUAUUUUAUCAUCUCUUCCUGCUCACCAGAAUAAAUAAAUAAAUUUAAAGACAAGACCCACCAGUCUAGUUUUGUAGACUUGCAAUAUAUGUCUUUAUUCCUUUGCAUUAGGAAGAUUAUUUUUAACCCUUCUCAUGGUUUAGAGUUAAGGUGAAUUGACACCUAUUCUAAUUUUCCCUCUAGAUCUCCUUUAAAAAAAAAAAGGCAUUUUUUUUCUCCUAACAUAUCUCCCAAACUGUACAUAUAAUACUAUACUCUAGGUAAAAAAGAGUACCCUGUAAAUUCCUCAAACUGGAGCACCUCUUCAAAAGUAACUGGCAGGUCUAUGAAGAAGUGUCAGGUACUGCACUCACAGGACAUGAGAUUGAGGAGACCUCCAUGUUCAGAAGGCAUCAUUCUGUGUCAGGGGAACUACCCCCCUUACUAAAGUUAACCUCUCAGAACUUCUUUUUUAAAAUAAAAACAGAAAAGAUGCAUUCGCCAAGCUGCAUGUUUUCAUUGGGAAUCCCUUGCUGAAUCAGUUUUAAAACACUCAGCACUUGGACAAAAUUCUCCAAUUCAGGAGGGAGCAACAGGGUUGGUUUGGGUUUCCAUUGAAGGCUGCCCCACAGAAACAACUGAAUUCUAUUUUUUCUUUUGCAAGAACUUUACACAAAAUAGAGUUGUUUUCUUUUUGUUCAUUUGUUCUAGCUCUUGGCAUAUUUAUGUCAAGUUUAUACUGAUUGGCAGUAGGGAGCCUCCUUGAGGGCAGGGAUUAUGGCCUUUGAUCCAUUGAUGCAUUUAACAUUUAGUGAGCACUAUGCUGGUAUCGCUCUGUGAUGCUGGGGAAGAGACGCAGCCCCUGCCCUCUUAGAGCUCAUUGUUGUUUGCAUUUAAAAUCACAGUUGCUAGGACUGUAUGUGUGGGUAAGGGAGACUUGAAAUCUUCUGGGCAGCUGGAUGCGUGGAGAGUUAGUGCAUCAUGUCUUUAAGGAAUCCACAGAUGAAAGAAAUGGCAGCCUCUAUAAAAGGGCUCUGUUCAUAAGCACCACGUGACCAUUAAGACAAGGUGUGUGUUGAGGGCAGGAAGUAUCUCUGUCCCUCACUGCCUAGUAGAUUUUUUAAAAAAAAAAACUGACCUGAACGUUUUAAAUUGUACUGAAUACCUUCUGGCAAAACGACACAUGUAAUGGCCAUUCCUGAGCUGAGCACCUGUCUGUGGAGGACCUUGGCACCCAGACUAGACGAGGCAUUCACAGCCCCGAGAGAAUCCCGGCAACAAAUGCAGAGGAGGGUGAGAAGGAGACAGCCCUUCCCUCCUGAGAGCUGCGGUUUUGCAGUGAAAAGCGACGUACAGAGAUCCCCACGAGCAGAACCUUGCGACCUUUUUGGGGAUCCUUAAAUUUCAUGGCAAAAGUCAUCAUGGCCCCCGUCAGAACAGAAAAUCAGCAAUAAACCGAUCCAAGCAGCUAAAAACGUACCAUGUGGACCUGACUCACGUUGGGAGGGAGGACUCCAGCACUCACAGAUCAGUUCCUCCUCAGAAUCUUGUAAACGCCUGCAAGUUCUCUCUUCUUUAAGUUGGGCUGCUCAGCUUUUAUGAACUGUGAAAUUUACACUUAACACUCUUCCAACCCACAUUUACCAUUCCAGUUUAUGAAGUUGCAGGAAGCUGCCCAUUGAGCUAAAUUGCAGUGUUUUUUCUUGUCUCGUGUAGGAACACAACAAUCUUAUGGCAGUCCGUUUCAGCUGUUUUCAGACACAGGCACAAACAGCCUCUGUUCACAUUCCAGAACCACCCGUACGUUAUCCAUGCAGCUCCCUGAGAAAUUUAGGAGUUGGGUGUAGAUAAAUACAGAGUCCUUCAUCUUCCAAACACUUUGUAUAAGUCGCUCCUCAUCAUGCCUAAGGAGUAUAAAGAUUAACAUUUUGAAUAACUGGAAAACAAAAUAGUCCUCCAAAGAACUGUUCAAAGGAAACUUCAAUUUCUGUCUACAGAAAAAGUUAAAUCUGCUGUUGGGCACAGGAGGUUUUCAGAAACACGUCCAUUGUAUCAAUUUUCACUAUUUUUCAAGUAAUAGAAUUGUGCCAGGCUGCUAGGGCAAGAAGAAUAAAAGGCCCAGAGUUCAAAUGAUGGGAAGUAGGACUUGUAUACUGUGGGGUUGUAAUAUUACGGUAUUCUUAUGGCCACAUCGUGUUAAAUCACAUUGUUUUGUCUUCAGAACUUGGUGUUUUAAAAUGUGUCUCAUUGUGAUAGCCGGAAAAGGAGUAAACGUGAUUUCAGUUACAACUAUACAAAUAUCUUCUGUCAUUUUGCUGCUCUAAUUUUUAGGUUAUAAAUUUUGUGAUAGAGCUGAUCAGAUCAGAUUACGAAUUUCCUUUGUUUACAAUCUCAUAUAGUAGGGCUCAGAUAAUUUCUUAACUGUAAACCCUUUCUCCCACUUUUUUUAUUAAAUUCCAUUUAAAAAUAUUGUUUAAGGUAAGCCUAAAAAUUGGAUUCAAUGAAUUAAUUUGAGGGAGUUUUCAUUAAAUGGAAAAUGUAUUCUUUUCAAAGAAUUUUGGAACCAUCUUUACAAUUCCUUUGCUUGGAAAAACGUGGGUUUUUAACUACUAGUUAACCGUUGCAUUACUCUCCAGAGCAUUAUCUAAUGGGCCCAGUGUGUACCUCAAGAUAAACACGGUAUGUUAUGUCUAAAAAAUGCAUUGUCUGUUGAUUUAAAUGAUUCUGAAAUGUCUAUAAAUAAAGAAAUUUUCGAAGUUA
Molecule: messenger RNA, 7640 nt
Organism: Microcebus murinus (gray mouse lemur)
Lineage: Eukaryota; Metazoa; Chordata; Mammalia; Primates; Cheirogaleidae
Source: RefSeq, a predicted model, not a curated record